CUUUGAUCUUCGAGAGAGUUGAACAGAAAAACGUUUUUUUUUCUCAUAACUUUUUAAAUUGAGCCGUCACAUCAAGAAAAGUGGUUGUGAUCACACGAUAAUCGGUCUGCGAAAAUUGUGUAAUAAAAUUAUCUCAUUUUGAUGUUAAUCGGAUACUAUUAACCAUGGCAGAUCAUUUUAAAAAUAUGUAUUCAAUACCGCUGGUGAUACUAAUAUUUGUGACAAUAUUUGCAGCUGCUAAGCCAGUACCAGAUCGAUCCAAAAUUCGAAUUCACGUUCCCGUGAAACAUCAUACGCAUUACCACACCAAAACAAUAAUCAAGCACGUUCCAGUAAAACAUGAAUAUGAAGAGGUUCAUCACAAACCAUACAAAUAUCCUCAUCAUCACCAUCAUCCCCAUCGCUCUGUAGCUGCUGUCGAUGAUGACGAUGACGACGAAAUUAUAUGGCCGCAAAAGUCUCACACCAAGAAGAAGAAAUUCCAUCAUCCCUUCAUUAAGAAAUAAUGUAGAGGAUUGAGUUAAUGCGUUGAUAUACAAUAAAGGAACAACAUUUACCUGUCUGUCUAUACCUGAAAAUGAUUAAAUUUAAUUUUUAACUUUAAUUAACUGUUGAAAAGUUACGAAAUGUGCAAUUUUUUAAAGCCAAAUUCCUUUUAUUUAAUUUAAUUUAACGUUAAUCAAGCGAAAAAUGCUGAUUCUUUUAUAUUAAUGAAAUUGAAAUUGAAAGAAACAAAAAAAAAACUUUUGACUCAUCGACACUCUCAUAUUAUGCAUAUCAAAUAAAUGUAUUGAGAUUGAAUUGGGUGUUAUGUCAUUUGUGGGCAUAAUUUUGAUAUUUUUAUUUGUUAAAGAAGAAAAAACUUUCUUUUUUUUCAUCUGUUUCUUUGAUUUCUGCGUAAACAAUGUCACUAUGUUUUAAGUUGGAUUUUUUGUUGUUGUUGUUGUAUGUUCGCUGCUAU
Molecule: messenger RNA, 961 nt
Organism: Bradysia coprophila
Lineage: Eukaryota; Metazoa; Arthropoda; Insecta; Diptera; Sciaridae
Source: RefSeq, a predicted model, not a curated record